AUGAUGUCGUUACAACAUAAGAAGUAUGUUCUGUUUACGCACAAUAGACUGAGAAGUAAAGUUGCGUUGGGACAGCAGCCAAACAAGCACGGAAAGAUGGGCACUGGUCGUAAUAUCUACUUCUUAAGAUGGGAUUGCGAUUUGGAGCUAUUGGCUCAUCAGCGCAUUCAAACCUGCUCUAAUAAUAUGUUAUCCAAUGCAAGCAAAUUUUCCGGUCCACAGUUAGUCAAACAUUUUGACAUUCGGCUGCAUGGGAGCAAUGUCACUCAUCAUAUCGAAGACUCCUUGAGGUCAUGGUGGCUUCAGUAUAAGAAAUACGGAAAUGUCGAUCCAAAAAACCGAUACUCGGCAAGGCAACGCUACUAUGCUUGGGCAAGUGUGAGUCUCAAGGAAGAAUUAUUUUUGGCAUUGCGUCAUGUUUUGCUGAGAGUGAGGGAAGCCAUGCCUCACUGA
Messenger RNA from Ostertagia ostertagi, 453 nucleotides. Lineage: Eukaryota; Metazoa; Nematoda; Chromadorea; Rhabditida; Trichostrongylidae. The record is from the annotation of a GenBank genome assembly.